Molecule: messenger RNA, 2858 nt
Organism: Amphibalanus amphitrite
Lineage: Eukaryota; Metazoa; Arthropoda; Thecostraca; Balanomorpha; Balanidae
Product: serine/threonine-protein kinase PAK 1-like
Exons: 10
Coding region: 405-1904 (499 amino acids)
Biological process (GO): regulation of axonogenesis; protein phosphorylation; regulation of MAPK cascade
Cellular component (GO): cytoplasm
Molecular function (GO): protein serine/threonine kinase activity; ATP binding
Source: RefSeq, a predicted model, not a curated record
GUUCUUGGCAUCGUUUCAUUUGAGCAUGCAUAGUAUUUGGGGCGGUCUGGUUGGGUGGCCGGGGGCGAGGCUGCGGCGUCGUGAGUACACCAAGCGGGAACCAUGUACUCGGAGGGCGCUGGUGACGAAAAUAAAGCUUCCGCGCAACCACAGAACCCCGCUGAGUGGGGGACCGCCGCCUGGGAGGUAAACGGGCCUCCCGCGGAGACUGGCGGCAGCGCUGCCGGCCCGACAGUCUUUGUUGGACGCUCGAAGGGGGUGUGCUACGGAAGAGUCUGGUGCUCCCUGGGAAGGAACUGAUUGUAGCUCGAAAUCAGCAUCGGUUUUCUGCAGAGUAGUUAAAUGAGUGUGAAGUGCUUGUCUUUGUGAUAGUGGUGUUCAGAUUCGUCUGAAGUUCUGUCAAAAUGACCACUUCUCAGCCAGUGAAGAUGCCUCAAGUGUUUAAGAGCCUGCUGGGCAAGAGCCUAGUGCACCGCCGGCCCAAGGAUGAGGGCCCGUCUGAGAUUGGUCUACCCACAAAUGUCACUCACACAGUGCAUGUCGGGAAGAAUGAGGCCGGCGACCUAGAGGGCCUGCCAGAGUCCUGGCAGAGUUUCAUUGAUAGGUUUCUCAGCAAAGAUGAACAAAAACAAAAUCCAGAUGCUGCAAUUAAUGCACUCAAGCUCUUCAACUAUUCCAUGAAGAAGCCAAAUCAAAAUGUUCCAUUUAAGCCUUUCAUCACACAAGACACCAUCAAUGAAGAGUUGGAGGAAAUCAAUCACAUUCUUGACUCGAAGGUAUCGCUGAAGUCGACGGCGCCCGUGCCUCCCGAGGUGCCUGCCAACCUGAACAAGGUCAAACAGCAGACCAAAGAAGACGAUGAGCCGCCGGCGGCGCCGCCGACCUCACUGGUGCCGGCUCCGGAGGACGACGUGCCGCCGCCCAUACCCGACAAGGUGGGCCACAGAGGAGAGGGCAACGGCACCGCGCCCAGCCCCAUGGUCCGCAAACGCACCGUCGAAAAGCCGAAAAUGUCCAACGCGGCCGUGAACGAGGCUCUGCGGGAGAUAUGCGCGCCGGGCGACCCGCGAGAGAGGUUCGCCUUCGACAAGGAGCUCGGCGCCGGGGCGUCCGGUAUCGUGAACCUGGCCACGGAGCGAGCCACCGGCCGGCGGGUGGCCAUCAAGGACAUUGACCUGACGAAGCAGCCGCGGCGCGACCUGAUUCUGACGGAGAUCAGGGUAAUGCGUGAUGUGCACCACCCGAACCUGGUCAACUUCCUGGACGCUCACCUGGUCGGCGAGCACCUCUACGUUGUGAUGGAGCUGCUGGAGGGAGGUCCUCUCACCGACGUUGUCAUGGAGACGGUACUGAAGGAGUCUCAGAUCGCGGCGGUUGUCAAAGAGGUGCUGCAGGGACUGCAGUUCCUACACUCACUGGGUAUCGUCCACCGCGACAUCAAAUCAGACAACAUCCUGCUGGGCAAGGACGGCUCCGUGAAAAUCACCGACUUCGGCUUCUGCGCCAACAUCCAGGGCGACGAGAAGAGACAGACCAUGGUCGGCACGCCGUACUGGAUGGCGCCGGAGGUGGUGACGCGUAAAAAGUACGGCAAGAAGGUGGACAUCUGGUCGCUGGGAAUCAUGGCCAUUGAGAUGAUCACUGGCGAGCCGCCCUACCUGAACGAGGCGCCUCUGCGAGCGCUCUACCUGAUCGCCACGCACGGCAAGCCCGAGAUCAGCGCCGAGUAUACGGUCUCAGACCUGUUCAGGAGUUUUCUGGACGCGUGUCUGGAGGUGGAGGUCGAUAACCGGGCCUCUGCCGAGGACCUGCUCGCCCACUCCUUCCUCACCAUCGCCGGAGACGUGUCGGCGCUCAAGAAGAACAUCACCGCCGCGCAAAAGAUCAAAAUGAAGCAGAUCUAGUCUGGCGCUGGCCGGCCGCGGCGGCGGCGUCUCUCCAAUCAGGGACUGCGAGAUCUACCAGUGGAGUCGGCUGCGGCGGGCGGGCAGACGGACCGAGCGGCCGGCGCGCGCCCAGGACAGUGCCGCGUGGCGCCGCGUGCCGUGACAGUGACGACGCCGUGGCGUCACACCCUGUGUAUGUGCGAGUGGUGCCGCGGAGUGCCCGGCGACCUGCGCUGGUGGCGGACAGUGCCCACAGAUUGCCUACAGCCUAGUCCAGCGGAUCCUGACGUCCAAGGGACCACAACGAUUAUGUGCGCUACUAUUUUGGAGUACGUAUGCUUUGCGAGCGACAGAACGGAGCGCUACCGUGUGAUAUCAGUGAGAGAGGCGCAGCGCGCGCCCAGUUCAGUGUUUUGUCUAGUUUAGCCGACCGUCGGGCGCGCCUGUGACAAUGCUCAACGGAAGCCGGGCUGCUCGCGAAGCGCGCUGACCGGAAGUGGGGCUGGCCGGAGCCGUGAGCACUUCCGUCGGGAGAUGGCUGCACGGAGCGGGCCCCCGCGGUUCACCGGCCGAGGGGCCCACUCCACCCGACUGGCCGGCCGGCUCCCCGCCGCAGCCAUGUGCAUUAGCGCUUCCCGACGCCCGGCGGCGCACAUUUUUUAGGCCGUUUUGACCGGUGCUUGUGUUGUGUUUCGUAUCUCUGUGACGGGCCGAGCGGCUGAUCAGUCAAUCAUCGUCCCUCAUUACGGCGGGCCGUCCGCCGUCCACAGCGGCGAAACGGUGCGGCAUUGUAUGCUCAUGUAUGGGGCGAGGCCGGGCCGGUCCGCCCCGCCCCCGUGCGGGGCCGAUGUGGGGCCGCCCGGACCCGCCGAGCUUGAUUUUGUGAUCGCUAGUGAUUACAGUCUUGUACUUUGAAUACUGGUGAGAUAGCUUUGUACUUAAAGACAUGUAAGCAAUACAUGAUUGAUUUUA